AUGGGAAUCGUGGAGCUGUGGACCCUCUACGCACUCGCUGUCUCCUUCACGUGUCUGCGAACAUACGCCAGGAUUACCGCCGUGGGCCUCCGCGAGCUACAGGUAGAUGACUACCUAGUUUGGAUUGCCAUCCUGAUUUACACCGCCCAAUGCAGCCUCGGGUACAGCCUGGGAGUGCACGUACAUGGUCUCGCAAAUGAUGGCAUGACGCCGAAAGAGCGUGCUGCGCUGACGCAAGACGACCCCGAGUAUAGAUUGAGAGUCAUCGGAUCUAAGAUUCAGGUAGCUGGCUGGACCACCUCUGCCUGCCUACUUUGGUCUCUCAAGCUAUGUGUAGCAGCAUUCUACCUUCGUCUCACGGCUGGCCUAGGGAUGUAUACGGCCCGCAUUUACAUCGCUUUCGUGUCUAUAAUCACCAGUUUCGUGAUUAUCAUAUUCACCAUAUAUCUCUCCUGUCGACCAUUCUCGCACUACUGGCAGAUCAGUCCCGAUCCCGGAAACUCGUGUCAAGCAGCGGUAUCGAAGCGUCUAAUCUGGGUUACAUUCGUCUUCAACGUAUCCACCGACGUGUAUUUGCUACUGAUACCGAUUCCCAUGUUAGGGAAGUCGAGAUUGAGGACGUACAAGAAGAUUGCCGCUAUGCUCGUGCUUGGCGCUGGCAUGCUCGUUAUUGUGUGUGCAAUACUGAAGAGCAUCUAUCUUAUCACGGAUCCUUUGAACAGUGCUGAGCUCACCGCCUCUUGGGGUACUCGCGAGACCUUCAUCGCCAUAUUUACCACCAAUCUGCCCAUGAUCUUCCCGCUGCUCAAGAACUGGCUCGCGCCCUUGCUACCCAGUACAAUCGGCUCUAGCAACGCAAAAGGGCAAGAACCCCCAGGCAGUGACUUCGAAACAAUUGGGGGAGGAUCCGGGCCCGGUGGAAAACGGGCUAGUCGAAGGGCGCCGCACCGGGCGCGCCACACUUUCGGGGGCCUGACGCUUGAUAACGAGAGUGAGGAAGACAUGAUCAAAGGAGAUGAUGUGGCCAUGCAUCGCAUGCAGGGCAACGCUCCUGAAUCAGAUGGGAAGAACACGAUCGUCGUGUGCAGCGAGGUCAGCGUGACGUCCAAAGAUCAUAGCGGUGUUCAGAGAAAAGCAUCAUUCCAGAUCAUGUAG
Molecule: messenger RNA, 1155 nt
Organism: Alternaria metachromatica
Lineage: Eukaryota; Fungi; Ascomycota; Dothideomycetes; Pleosporales; Pleosporaceae
Exons: 5
Coding region: 1-1155 (384 amino acids)
Source: RefSeq, a predicted model, not a curated record